Messenger RNA from Perca flavescens (yellow perch), 1251 nucleotides. It is a transcript of the gene ngfa, whose product is annotated as nerve growth factor a (beta polypeptide). NCBI's taxonomy places the organism in Eukaryota, Metazoa, Chordata, Actinopteri, Perciformes, Percidae. Gene Ontology annotation, cellular component: axon; dendrite; synaptic vesicle. The transcript is spliced from 3 exons. The record is from RefSeq and is a predicted model, not a curated record. Gene Ontology annotation, molecular function: growth factor activity; nerve growth factor receptor binding. Gene Ontology annotation, biological process: cell surface receptor protein tyrosine kinase signaling pathway; negative regulation of neuron apoptotic process; nerve growth factor signaling pathway. Bases 287 to 1165 code for a protein of 292 amino acids.
GGAGACAGACAGAAUUGGAUGGCCCGAGACCUCAAUUCACAGCUUUAAAAGCAGGAGCGGGAUUUGGUGAUUGGGAUAAUUCUGCCCUUGGCCUGGAGAGAGUGAGGUGGAAUAUAGCAGAGUUCAUCUGGAAGUUUCACUCACUGGGAAGAGCAGAGAACUGGGUGAGCUGCUGUUCAGGGGAUCCAGCUGGCAGGCAUGAGGGGCCCGGCCUGCACUGGAGUCUGGCUCUAGAGUCCACAGGGGCUCCCACUUCAACUGGACACAUUCCACAGGACGUGUGCCCAUGAGGUCGUCAUCACUGGUCCUGCUCCUCCUGAUCGGCGUCCAGGCUGUACUGAACAUGGGAGGUGGAUUGGCUCGGUGCGCCGGGGCAGCCAACCACAAAGUAGAACAGCAGACGGCAGCCAAUCACAGAGCAGGACAGCAACAGACAGCAGCGGGGGACCACCAUUGUUCACAGGAGUAUCACAGGACCAGCCACGACAGGACCAAGAGGCCCCAUCAGGCAGCUUCACACACCCAGGAUAAGAGCCCUGUCGUUGGGCACUCUAUGUCGGAUUCCCCCCCUGAUCCCUCCAUCCCAGUGGUGGAUCCCAAGCUCUUCUCCAAGAGACGUUACCGCUCCUCGCCCCGUGUUGUCUUCAGCGAGGUGACCCCAUCACAUGAUGCCCUGGAAGGUGAGGGCUAUGACAUUGAAGGGGUGAGGGGGGUGAGGGUAAGGCGCAGAGCAGGAUCGCGCAUCAUGCACCGAGGAGAGUACUCGGUAUGUGAAAGCAUAAAUACCUGGGUGGGCAACAUGACACGAGCAAUAGACAUGGGUGAGAAUGAGGUGACAGUGCUGCCCAACGUUACAAUCAACAACGUGGUGAAGAGACAGUUCUUCUAUGAGACCACCUGCCGUUCCCCUACGCACAGAGGCUCCGGGACUGCAAACGGGGGACGGACAGGGGGACGGGGUGGAAAACAGGGUCCAAGAUCUGGCAACUCGGGCUGUCUCGGCAUUGACAGUCGCCAUUGGAACUCCUACUGCACCAACACACACAUAUUCGUAAGUGCCCUGACCAUCUUCAAGGAACGGACAGCCUGGCGUUACAUCCGCAUCAACGCUGCAUGUGUGUGUGUUCUCAGCCGGAAGUCUUGGGCGGGACGUCUGGGGCACUGACUGGGGAGGACGACUCCUGACCACUUAAAAGACAAUUCUGGCGCAAAAUGUGAACCUAGGGGUUAAUACCAAAUGUGUACCGAGUC